AUCUAUCUUCUCAUUAUCGGUUGAACAAGAUGAAAUGGGCGCGUUGAAAGUCAUCCAAUUGACCACAAUGUUGAAGCCGUCUCUCUUCGCGACUGAGAGCUUCAUCAAUUCCUCUCCGGAAUAAUUGCAUAGCGUUUGAGGCUGAUGUUUAUAAAUGGAAAGUGAAUUUGUAGGUCAGCUUUUGCGAGCGUAUAGAUUCUUUGCUGGGGAUUGAAAUCUUCUGCAAUGUUAAAACCUAAAGCCAUUGAUUGUCCAAGUAUAUGUUAUCGACCAAUCAAACCCUCAGACCGUGAAGUUUUGGAGCAAAUCCAUGGUAAUUUGUUUCCCAUCAGGUAUGAGUCGGAGUUUUUCCAUAAUGUUGUAAAUGGACGUGAAAUUGUGUCCUGGGCGGCGGUGGAUCGUAAUAGACCAGAUGGCAGAAGUGAUGAGCUUAUUGGAUUUGUGACUGCGCGAAUUGUUCUAGCAAAAGACAGUGAGAUAUGUGAUUUACUUCAGCAUAAUUCAUCAAGCACGGAUCAAACUCUAGUAUACAUUCUUACACUGGGGGUAGUGGAAGCCUACAGAAACCUUGGAAUAGCUAGUUCACUUGUUCGAAAGGUAGUUAAAUAUGCCUCAGGCAUGCGAACUUGCCGAGGAGUUUAUUUGCAUGUAAUUUCAUACAAUAGUACUGCUAUCAAUUUCUAUACUAAAAUGUCAUUCAAGUGCCUACAAAGACUCCCGAGCUUUUACUUUAUCAAUGGCCAGCGUUAUGAUUCAUACCUGUUCGUCUACUAUGUGAAUGGCGGUCGAUCUCCAUGCUCUCUGUUAGAGAUAGUCAGUUUCAUGGUGAGUUAUAUAAGGGAUGGUAUCAAGUGUGUAAGUUCAAGGCUGAGGAAGAAUGAAAAAAGGAAGGUGUCGAAAUGGCCGAAAUGUAAAGAAUCUCAUAGCCUUAUAUCCAUGGCGCCGAGCAAGGGGACUGUGGCAGUUGAGAGCAGUGGAUAUGAAUGUGUUUGACUCGAUUGUGAUGUUUAAACCGUAUAUGAUAAUAUGAUAGCCUUAUAUCCAUGGCGCCGAGCAAGGGGACUGUGGCAGUUGAGAGCAGUGGAUAUGAAUGUGUUUGACUCGAUUCUGAUGUUUAAACCGUAUAUGAUAAUAUGAUGAUGAUAUGAUGAUAUGAUUGAUAAUAUUCUAUCCUCGAUGUAAUGAGCUUUGGUGGUGUUUUAACGAAAGUGAGGGUUUUGUAUUCUUAA
Cucurbita pepo subsp. pepo (vegetable marrow) is the source of this 1229-nucleotide messenger RNA. Its product is annotated as histone acetyltransferase MCC1. The record is from RefSeq and is a predicted model, not a curated record. Gene Ontology annotation, cellular component: Golgi membrane. Gene Ontology annotation, biological process: N-terminal peptidyl-methionine acetylation. Gene Ontology annotation, molecular function: protein-N-terminal amino-acid acetyltransferase activity; histone acetyltransferase activity. Lineage: Eukaryota; Viridiplantae; Streptophyta; Magnoliopsida; Cucurbitales; Cucurbitaceae.